Acomys russatus (golden spiny mouse) is the source of this 789-nucleotide messenger RNA. It is a transcript of the gene Vip, whose product is annotated as vasoactive intestinal peptide. Gene Ontology annotation, cellular component: extracellular region; perikaryon; neuron projection. Gene Ontology annotation, biological process: negative regulation of potassium ion transport; positive regulation of protein catabolic process; negative regulation of apoptotic process. Gene Ontology annotation, molecular function: neuropeptide hormone activity; peptide hormone receptor binding. Bases 32 to 544 code for a protein of 170 amino acids. The transcript has 6 exons. The record is from RefSeq and is a predicted model, not a curated record. Lineage: Eukaryota; Metazoa; Chordata; Mammalia; Rodentia; Muridae.
CAGCAUCCUCUCUCUUUCCAGGGUUCCUGAGAUGGAAGGCAGAAGCAAGCCACAGUUCCUGGCCCUGAUGACACUCUUCAAUGUCCUGAUCUCCCAGGCACUGGCCUGGCCUCUUUUUGGACCACCUUCUGCCAUGAGGUUGGAUGACAGGGUGCAGUUUGAAGGAGCAGGGGACCCUGAUCAAGUCUCAUUAAAAGCAGAGACUGACAUCUUGCAGAAUGCCUUAGCAGAAAAUGACACGCCCUAUUAUGAUGUAUCCAGAAAUGCCAGGCAUGCUGAUGGAGUUUUCACCAGUGACUACAGUAGACUUCUGGGUCAGAUUUCUGCCAAAAAAUACCUGGAGUCACUCAUUGGCAAACGGAUCAGCAGUAACAUCUCAGAAGACCCCGUGCCAAUCAAACGACACUCUGAUGCAGUCUUUACAGACAACUACACCCGCCUCAGAAAGCAAAUGGCUGUAAAGAAAUACCUGAACUCCAUCCUGAAUGGAAAGAGGAGCAGCGAGGGAGACUCUCCAGACUUCCCCGAAGAGCUGGAAAAAUAAUGACGAGGCUCCUCUGAGCAGAGCCGAAGAUCAGAGAAUUCUUGAAGGAAAACAACCAAGUGGUUACAUUAUGAGUUCCACAUAUCUAAUUCAAGAAAACUUCCAUAGCCAAACCAAAUAAAAUGUGUUGUGAAUAUUGUGAUUUCCUUUAUGUAAUAACUGUGAUGUUUACAUUGUAAAUAUUAUUUGAGCACUCUAAAAUUCAUCCUUAGCUCCCGAAAGGCUUGUAAUUUCAUAUGCUAUAU